UGUCCGAACCUCCAAAAUCCAAUCCCCAGCUUCAACAGCUCUUUGUCUUUUUACCUUCUUGAUCUUGUUUUGCAUUUUCCUGGUGAGAAUCAAUGGACACCCUGGAGAUUCUGCUACUGGGCGUCGUGGGUUUUGCUGUUCUGCUGUCUUUACUUGUGGAUUUGAAUCAGAGCAAAGUGAAAGGCAGUGACCCAUAUUUCUUGGAUUCAGGCAAGUGGGAAGAGAAGAUAAAAAUCCCCAAUUCUGGAAACCCUAAUCCGGCGGGCGAUGAGAUUAUCGACGAUUGGGAGGGAAUAGAGAGGAGUGAAUUGGAAAAGCUCUUUGGGGAAGCUGUGGUUUUCGCGAGCCACAAGAACAAUGAGGAUAAGAUUAAUGGAGACGUCAAGUUGCAGCUCUACGGCCUUCAGAAAAUUGCUCUUCAAGGCCCUUUAAGCCAUUCCUCGCAGCCGCCAUUGGCAUUGAAGCUUUCUGCUCGAGCAAAGUGGAGUGCUUGGCGAAAGCUGGGAGACAUGAGCCCAGAAAUGGCUAUGGAGAAAUAUGUCAACGUUUUGGCUGAGGCCAUUCCAUGCUGGAAGGCACAUGACUCAUUCGUGACUGGUUUGAAGGAGCAUUAUCCAUCGUUGUAAUGCAAGACAGUGGCUUGUUUUGAUUCUUUAUUAUUUGAAUUUGGAAUUGGGCUAUUAUAUUUUAUUAGCAUAUAGAAUAGUAGAUGUAUAUGGUCCUACUAUACCUCGUCAGCUAUUGAUAAGUUCGAAUAAUAUUUUAAUUUUGGAAUUUUGUAUUCACUUGAUUUAUUAUUAUUAUUAUUAUUUUUUCUUGAUUUGCAAUUUAUCUAGAAGAAUUAAUAAGCCACAUGGUAAUAAAUUAUCACUACAGAAUUCCCAAGCACGAGACUUGGAAAUUUUCUUAGGUAAAUUUAUCUUACUGGGCUGUACAAAGACGCCGCCUUUUUUAGGCUGUCGUUGAGAAAAACCCUUGGCUAUUUCUACAGCAAAACCUCAAUUUUUAUUUUAUUUUAUUUUAUUUUUAAUUAUAAUAGAAGUCAGUACGAACACAUAAAUCAUAUGUUGCUGUCUUGAAUUGUUGAUUGAUUUUGAAGAUACAUUUUUCCUGGGGUUUUAAUGGUCGUUGAAAUUACCUUACGCAAUCUCCAUUUCCAUCUGAGCAAUGGGAGUUGAGAUCGAAUCUGACAUUUGGGAACCAAACCCGGCACUGUACAUCUUCCUAUUCGUCUGCUGUUGCCUCUCAAUCUUUUAUCUGCCCGCGAGAGCAACCGCCUCCAAUGUCUUCGAUCACGCCUCGUCUGCUUCUUUUCUUCGAUUCCAGCGGAACUUUCUGGUCCUCUUCGCUCUCUCCUCAGUGCUGGAAGGGUCGCGGGCUGUGUUCGGAGAGUACGAAUUCGCCAUUUACAAAUUGACAAAAGAUCAAAUGGUGAACACUUUAUGCAUUGGGUAUGCAGCCUCAGUGCUUGCUGGGAGUUUUCUUGGAGUGGUUUCUGAUUUACUAGGUCAUAAAAAAGUGGUAUUGUUGUUUUGCAUUUUGCAUCUUUGCACAAGCGUAUGGAAGAUAGUUGUGGGUGCUCAGGUCAUUUGGUUAGGAACCAUCACUCUCUCUGUGGCCUCUUUGAUAUUCUCUUUCAGUUUCGAAGCAUUAAUGGUGGUAGAACACAACAAGCUCGGGCAGAGGCAGGAUUCGUUGAAUGAUAUGUUUUGGUUAAUGACUUUCUUCGAAUGCGCGUGUUUCGUGGGCAGCCAGGCGAUUGGGAAUUAUCUGAUCAAUGGUGAUGUGAACAAGAACAUAACUAAUAUAUGGAAGGAAUCUGUAGUCGUGGCUCUUUUGAUAAUCGUCCAUUUGAGUCGUAGCUGGAAGGAAAACCCGAAGAGUGCAAGUUUUAAGGAUUAUAGCGUUUUGUUUCGUAGACAUGUUGUUGGGGAUAAACGGGUAUGGUUGUUAUCGUGGGUACAAGCGUGCAUCCAUUUCUCCACUGCCGCGUUUUGGAUUCUUUGGGCGCCAACGAUAGUGGCUGACGGAAGAGAGGUGUCGUUGGGGCUGCUAUAUCCAUGUCUGCUUGGUUUCAAAAUGCUCGGCUGCACUGGAUUCCCGUGGAUGUCUCAUGGACCGUUGGCAACACGGAUAGAGGAGUAUUUGAUGUACGCCUUUGUUGUAAUUGGUGUUGCUUUAACUGUUGUCGCCUAUGACUAUCAGGAAAUUGAGUUUCUUCUGAUAAUUUUCUGCUUGCUUCAUGCUUGCAUUGGCUUGGUUCUUCCGUCGCUCGCCCGGCUUAGAAGCGUGUGUGUGCCGAAUGAAAUCCGUGGAGGAAUGAUGAGUUUGUCUCUUGUCCCUGCAAAUGCAGCCGUAUUCGUGAUGCUUCUCCUGAGAGGUUACUACCAGUGCAUCGGCAAUUCAACCAUCCUUGCGAUUGCAGCUCUUGGGCAAUUCUCGGCUGCCUGGUGCAUGUACACGAUGAAAAAAUGGGGGAAGCAACUCCACCUGAGUGAACACAGCUUGUGAGAAUUUGUUUCUUGGGAAGCUUUGCUUUACUUUACUCCAUAGAGGUAGUAAGCCUUCUACCUCGUCGCGAUCCUGAUUGUCUUAUCUGAGUUGAACUUGAUAGGGAUGACAUAGCGAUCUUUAGUUUUUAGUACAUACUGCCGGGAGAUGUUAACCUUGUUCGAUCAGUUGGUCCAGCAUCUAGGUUCUGAGCAAUUUUGGAAUUUGUAUACAGAAUUUUGCUUCAUUCUUGAGACGAGGGAAUUUGUACACACUGCAGAA
This is a messenger RNA of Andrographis paniculata, 2772 nucleotides long. RefSeq lists its product as uncharacterized. The coding region runs from base 1168 to 2511 and encodes 447 amino acids. Gene Ontology annotation, molecular function: molybdate ion transmembrane transporter activity. NCBI's taxonomy places the organism in Eukaryota, Viridiplantae, Streptophyta, Magnoliopsida, Lamiales, Acanthaceae. Gene Ontology annotation, cellular component: membrane. The transcript is spliced from 11 exons. The record is from RefSeq and is a predicted model, not a curated record. Gene Ontology annotation, biological process: molybdate ion transport.